Molecule: messenger RNA, 1199 nt
Organism: Neodiprion fabricii
Lineage: Eukaryota; Metazoa; Arthropoda; Insecta; Hymenoptera; Diprionidae
Exons: 10
Coding region: 4-795 (263 amino acids)
Molecular function (GO): protein binding
Source: RefSeq, a predicted model, not a curated record
GAAAUGAGAGCGCAGAAGUACGCGCAGCAUUCAACAAAGAGCCGAUCUAUUACUGGAGGAAAACAAACUUUCGAAAUCACUUUGGCAGAACCUAUAGAUGAGACAGAAGAUGCUGGAAAAGUUUCAUUGGAGCUGACAACGGUUAGGCAAAAACCUCAAAUGGAUGCAACCGUAUUCAAUUUAUUAUUCGAUCAUCAAGUACACUUGGACAAUCCGGUAGAUCUGCGCAGCAAAUAUUGUCAUGUUGACUUAUUCAUGCUGGAAGCGCUAAACAACAGCAUAAAGAAAUUUUCCACGUUGACGACUCUGAAAUUACAAAGAUGUCUCAUAGAUGAAUUUGGAAUUGCAAAAAUAGCACAAAUUUUAGCCGAACCCGGUUCCACAAUAAAAGAUUUGAAUUUGGACAUGAACUCGAACACGAAACAAAACCAUCACCUUCUUUGUGCCACAGGGACUAGGCUUCUUUAUCUAUCACUGAAAAUGUGUGAAAUAAACGACGACGGAGUGGCGAAAAUAGCUUCAAAUCUGUCUUACCACGAUGAACCAUGUACGUCCACAUUAAUCGUGCUCAACCUUGCAAAUAAUACUAUUUCUCAAAUAGGGGCGGAAAAGAUUGGUAAUAUGUUGCGGACAAACAGAUGGAUAAUCUCUCCAAUCAAACUUUACGAACUGGAUCUACAGCCUCUGAAAGCAAAGAGCGGGGACGCGACAGCCGUAUUUCAAAAAAACGAAGAGGUUUCGAUUGAUUUGAUAUUACGUAGUGUCAGUCAUUCGAGGAACGAGCAGAAGCUAUGAUUCCAGUUGAUACCUAUCCUUUGGUAAAAGACCUCAUCCCAGUUGACGGAACCCUUAUAUGCCCUGGAAAUUUUAGGCUUCAGCACUUGAACCUGAGCUGUAAUUACACCUAUACAUACAUUUCAACCAAAUCACUGAGAAGACACUACAGCGUAUAAUUGAUUGCAUUCAAAAGCAGCAAUCUAAGUCGAACAGCGCCGACAUUACGGAAGGGUUAUGUCAUGUAAACGUAGAACAUAAUAAUUUCGAUGUAUCUUGCGAUCUCGCAAAACAGUUAAGCGCAACAAUGGAUCAACUUUGACAAAAUUGAAAUUCAUAAUUGCCACCGCAGUGGGUUGUCACAGCAGUUCGUUUUGGCGCAAUUGUAGUUACAUCAUAGUCUUACAUCUCUGUAUUACAUUCUA